AUGGCUUUUCUAAAGUCGCUGCGUCUGCCGGCGCUCAUCGCCGCCGCAGCGCUGACAUGGACGGCCACCGUCGACGCGAACUCGGCCGCUGACUACUUUGUCCAUGAGCUCCCGGGUGCUCCGGAGGGCCCGCUGAUCAAGAUGCAUGCUGGGCAUAUCGAAAUCACUCCCGAACACAACGGAAACCUUUUCUUCUGGCACUUCCAAAACAAACAUAUCGCCAACCGGCAGCGGACGGUCAUUUGGCUCAAUGGAGGACCAGGAUGCAGCUCUGAGGAUGGCGCGAUGAUGGAGAUUGGACCAUAUCGAUUGAAGGAUAAAGAAAAUCUCGUCUACAAUGAUGGCUCAUGGCACGAGUUUGCCAACCUGCUAUUCGUCGAUAACCCUGUGGGCACCGGUUUCAGCUAUGUCGACACCAACAGCUACGUGACGGAGCUGGAUCAGAUGGCCAACCAGUUCAUUACAUUCUUGGAGAAGUGGUUUGACCUCUUCCCUGAAUACGAGCAGGACGAUCUCUAUAUCGCUGGAGAGUCCUUCGCCGGACAGCACAUUCCAUACAUCGCCAAGGCUAUCGUCGAGCGCAACAAGAAGCCCAACAUCGGCCACAAGUGGAACCUCAAGAACCUUAUCAUCGGCAACGGAUGGAUUGACCCCGACAGGCAGUACGAGGCGUAUCUGGAUUUUGCUUAUCAGAAGAAUCUGGUCCAGAAGGACAGCGAUAUUGCGAAAAAGCUUGAGGUUCAGCACCGGAUCUGCUUGAAGGACUUGGCCGUCGCUGAUGCCGUGGACCACCCGUCGUGCGAGCAGGUGCUGCAGGAUCUGCUGAGGCUGACGGUGAGAUACAAUGCCAAGGGCCAGCAGGAGUGCCUCAACAUGUACGAUGUCCGCCUUCGAGACACCUACCCGUCCUGUGGAAUGAAUUGGCCGCCUGACCUGGAGAACGUGACACCUUACCUCCGUCGCCGCGACGUCGUCGAUGCCCUACAUAUCAACGCUGCUAAGGCUACCGGCUGGGUGGAGUGCAACGGUGCUGUGGGCAGUGCUUUCCGGGCCAAGAACUCCAAGGCCAGCAUCUCAUUCCUCCCAGAGCUUCUUACGGAGGUGCCUAUCACACUGUUCUCCGGAGCCGAAGACCUCAUUUGCAACCAUAUUGGAACCGAGUCCCUGAUCAGCAACAUGCAGUGGAAUGGUGGAAAAGGCUUCGAGCUAUCUCCUGGCAACUGGGCACCGCGUCGUGACUGGACUGUCGAGGGCGAGCCGGCCGGUUUCUGGCAAGAGGCCCGUAACCUGACUUACGUGCUUUUCUUCAACAGCAGCCACAUGGUACCAUUUGACUAUCCUCGGAGAUCGCGAGAUAUGCUUGACCGUAUCAUGAAGGUGGACAUCAGCAGCAUUGGCGGCGAUCCGAUCGACAGCCGUAUCGAUGGCGAGCCCGGGCCCGAGACAACGGUCGGCGGCACGGCGGGCAACACUACCGCCGCGCAGGAGGCAGAGAAGGCGAAGUUGGACGCUGCGAAGUGGGCCGCCUACCAGAGAUCCGGCGAGAUUGUCUUGGUCAUCGUGGCUAUCGCAGCCGUGGCCUGGGGAAUCUUCGUCUGGCGUGAUCGACGGAAGAGGCGGGGCUACCAGGGUCUUUCCACGAGCGGGAACGGCAGUGCUGAGACACACCACAUGUUGGGCAGAAACACGGGCUUGGAGAACUUCCGCAACAAGCGGACGAACAGGGAUAUCGAGGCUGGUGACUUUGACGAGAGCGAGCUGGAUGAUCUGCACCUCGAGACGCCGACGGUGGCGGAGCAUGACAGGAGAUACAGCGUGGGUGAAGACAGCGAGGAUGAUGAUGGCAGCGGGGCCAAGAAGGAAGCUGCUGCCGGUGGCUCGGGUUCGAGGUCAUGA
This is a messenger RNA of Phaeoacremonium minimum UCRPA7, 1896 nucleotides long. RefSeq names its product putative carboxypeptidase kex1 protein. NCBI's taxonomy places the organism in Eukaryota, Fungi, Ascomycota, Sordariomycetes, Togniniales, Togniniaceae. Gene Ontology annotation, cellular component: trans-Golgi network. Gene Ontology annotation, biological process: apoptotic process; proteolysis. Gene Ontology annotation, molecular function: serine-type carboxypeptidase activity. The coding region runs from base 1 to 1896 and encodes 631 amino acids. The record is from RefSeq and is a predicted model, not a curated record. The transcript has 3 exons.